CAUAAAAUCCAAAUGUAAAAUAUUUUUUAAUCCACAUGUAGAUUAAUGUGUCAGUAAAUCCUAAUAAUGAAACAAGCUCACGCAAUAAUGAGGUAACGCUGACAUUUGAGGAAAUAAAACCAACAACACGCACUACAACACGUGCUUAAUAGACCCAUUAACAUAAAGACCAGCAAUUUGUCUAUUUAGUAACAAAGUGCUUUAAAGAGAAUUCGUUAUUAACUUGGCUAUCAGAAGCUUCCUAAUAUCAACUAAACAGAAAUUUAAAUGUAUGUACCUUGCAAAAGAGUUUUUAUACACUUUCUCCUGAAAAAGCUAACUGUUAAUAACGUUGUUUCAUGGCACACAUUUAAUAUGAUUACAAAAAUAAUAACGUGCAGUAUUCGCGCUUCCGAAGGGCUGGCGCGCAUCAGAUUCACUUGCAAUGUGUGUUACCCAUUAAGAAACGAAGCAGGAAAAGGAACGCCGCUAACCCAGUGGCCAACUGGCGAGGCGACGUCGAACGAUUACACCCGCCCGAGCCUCCAUUCCGUACCGGUAUCGCCGCGCCAGCGCUCGCAACGUACAACCAGAUACUUAACUGACUCUCAUUACUAAACAUCGGCACUAAACUAGCGACCUUAUGACGAGCCUGCCAUAAGCGAUGCGGAGCCACCCGUCACCCUGGGGUGCUGCGCUCCAUUGUUCGACAAUGCGGAAAGCGGGGGACGCGCCGCGCAUCACAAUUAGCGAAGAGAGUUUUGGCGACAUGUGAAUACAAAGUCGUCGUCGAUAUUGUGGCUCUCGAAGAAAUUACAGACGUCCAAGGACUCGAGGACGAACGUGACGCCCGCGGACAUCAAUUUCAACUGUCGAUACUAAAAAGAAAUUUGCUGGUCGCAGAUAAUAUCGAAGGAGGACGCAAUUCAUGAAUCAGUGUUUGUUAUGCGCAGCAGUGCCCGAAAGUUAGCGAAAUUUUGGCAACGGAACAGCAAGACUGGCGCGUGCGCAGCUGACCUGCAAUCAGCCGAUACAUCUUGCGAUGAUCGCUCGGGAAGGACAUAUUCGUACUGUGUGAUACCUAGUGAACCGUGCUUCUGAAGGACACCGUAACCCCGCGGUGACACUCGUGGAGAUUUAUUCCUAAGUAACAGUUGUGAUAUUGAGGUAGGCGAUGGAUGCAACAGUUCCCCGUGUAUUACUAAGCAUAGCAUUAGCGGCUUUGCUGCCAAUGGCUUCGCUGCACAGCCAGGAUGGAGUGGCCAAGGAAAACAUACCGCACUCGCGACAGAAGAGGAUACUCUGGAUCACGAAUGACGGCCGUUUGGCACUUCCUCCUGGUACUACCAUGACUAUCACCCCAUCACUAUCGAUGCCGUUUGUGAGACAUCCUCCGAAAGGAUUCUUGUCUAAUAUGACUGUCAGUUUCCCGUUUACAAGUAAAAUGACAUACGAAGUGGAGUUCAAAAUUGAUUUUGACAAACUCGGUUUAACGGACAAUGAAAAUCCUUAUGGAGCAUUUCCUCCAAUCCUGGCCCGAUCGAUGGGCAGAGCUGCAGUUUCCAUGAUGGCCGACUACGUUGGACAGUACCUAGACAGGAGACGAGGCAAAAGGUCGACCACUGAAACUGUAGCUCCAGAGGUAGAAAAGGCAAUUCUGGAUAGAAUGCACGGUGGAGAGAGGGCAAUAUUGUAUGGAAUGGCAGAGGACUUGUUUGCUAACUUUGGGUUGUCAGGCAAAGAGUGCCUCUUGCGAGCUAUUUGUGAAAUACAAUCGCAUCCUCUUAAGAAUUUUGGGUUUCUGGGCGAAAUUAUGAAACUAUUCUUUACUCCCAGUAAAUCACCUUACGCGAGUUUGCUGGACGAAUACGUUCAGGCUCAGAAGGCAGGAGAGGCCGGCGGCGAAUGCUGGCCGUAUUACCGGCUGUGUCCCAAGAGUAUCUUCCAAUCUUCAAACAAAUAUUCGAAAGAAGCAGAAGAAAUCCAUAGGCGGCAAGAACAUGUGAACGUGGAAGAAAACAAAAUAGAAGACGUACAGGCGAUGUAGAAGAAUUCAGUGACGUCAUGACACUCGAGGCUUGGCUCAUAGAGCCAAUAACAAUCCCAAAUGUAGUGGUAGUUCCGACCAAAGCUCAUUGUAAUUAGACUUUUACUAAAUAUUUAUUUAUUUUUAUUACUAAGUGCCAUCUUUUCCAUUAGAACUUGCGUUGUCUCUGCAAUCAGGCGUUCUGUGAUUGGAUAGUACCUAGCACCACAUCUUACAGUAUGACUGUUGAAAAUGUAGAAGAGAGUGGCAGCAAGAUUACAACAGUCAUACUUACUCGGUAAGGUUUAAUUAAAAAGUUAUCGAAUUCGAAAAGUUUAAUCGAAAACUUUUUCACAGAACGUUUGACUCCUAUCCAAACUUGUUCUUAAUGAAUUAUUUAUUAUCCUUGAUUUUUCUUAGUUUUUAAUUAUUCUUUGUUGUUUUUCCACGUCUUUGUUUCACUGUUAUAUAGUUAGGAAACACGUGAGUCUAAAGUAGCUAGUGAUUAAAGAAAUGUAUUUAUAGUUGUAAGUGCUAUUUUUAUUUUUAUUAAAAAUUGAAAAGGUUU
Messenger RNA from Trichoplusia ni (cabbage looper), 2573 nucleotides. RefSeq lists its product as uncharacterized. Lineage: Eukaryota; Metazoa; Arthropoda; Insecta; Lepidoptera; Noctuidae. The coding region runs from base 1154 to 2026 and encodes 290 amino acids. The record is from RefSeq and is a predicted model, not a curated record. The transcript is spliced from 7 exons.